AUGGUAACGACGCUCGGCCUGAAGAUGGCGGCCGAGACGGGUGGAAGAGCGGGCUCCUCAGCUUCAGGCCGGGGCCCGAGCCGGUGGCACUGGAGCAGUUCUUUAUGGGUCCGAGGCGUUUUACUCCUGUUGGGCGGGCUCUGGGCAAGCGCUACAUCUAUUCCUGUCUCCUUGGGCAGUUCUUCUCCCUGCCGGCACCACGUCCCCUCUGAGUCUGAGGUCAUAAAUAAGGUCCAUCUUAAGGCAAAUCAUAUUAUAAAGAGAGAUGUUAAUGAACAUUUAAGAAUCAAGACUGUCUACGAUAAAAGUAUUGAAGAGUUGCUCCCUGAGAAAAGACACCUUGUAAAGACCAAACUUUUUCCACAAGCUGUUUCUUAUUUAGAGAAGACUUUUCAGGUUCGUAGACCUGCGGGCACUAUAUUACUUAGUAGACAAUGUGCAACAAACCAAUACCAAUACCUUCGGAAGGAAAAUGAUCACCAUAGAUGCUGUACUGGGGAAUGUGCAGAGCAUACAAGAUGUGGCCCCGUUAUAGUGCCUGAGGAGCACCUCCAGCAAUGCAGAGUCUGCUGUGGGGGUAAGUGGCCCUGUGGAGCAGUGGGUGUGCCAGACCAAGAGGGAGUCCGGGAUGCAGACUUUGUUCUUUAUGUUGGUGCUCUGGCCACUGAGAGGUGCAGCCAUGAAAACAUCAUCUCUUAUGCAGCCUAUUGUCAGCAGGAAGCAAAAAUGGACAGGCCAAUUGCAGGAUAUGCUAACCUGUGUCCAAAUAUGAUCUCUACCCAGCCUCAGGAGUUUGUUGGGAUGCUGUCUACAGUGAAACAUGAGAUUAUUCAUGCCCUGGGUUUCUCUGCUGGGCUAUUUGCAUUCUACCAUGAUAAAGAUGGAAAUCCUCUAACUUCAAGAUUUGCAGAUGGUCUCCCACCUUUUAACUAUAGUCUUGGAUUAUAUCAAUGGAGUGAUAAAGUAGUUCGAAAAGUGGAGAGAUUGUGGGAUAUUCGAGAUAAUAAGAGAGUUCCUCACACUGUGUAUCUUCUAGUAACACCUCGUGUUGUUGAUGAAGCACGAAAACAUUUUAACUGUCCAAUUCUGGAGGGAAUGGAACUUGAAAAUCAAGGUGGUAUGGGCACUGAGCUCAACCAUUGGGAAAAGCGAUUAUUAGAGAAUGAAGCAAUGACUGGUUCUCACACCCAGAACCGAGUCCUCUCUCGAAUCACUCUGGCGUUAAUGGAGGACACUGGCUGGUAUAAAGCUAAUUACAGCAUGGCUGAGAAGUUAGACUGGGGCCGAGGACUGGGCUGUGACUUUGUCAGGAGGAGCUGUAAAUUCUGGAUUGAUCAGCAGAGACAAAAGAGACAAAUGCUGAGCCCUUACUGUAACACGCUCAGAAGUAAUCCAUUGCAGUUAACUUGCAGACAGGACCAGAGAGCAGUUGCAGUGUGUAAUUUGCAGAAGUUUCCGAAACCUUUACCUCAGGAGUACCAGUACUUUGAUGAACUCAGUGGAGUACCUGCAGAAGAUCUGCCUUAUUACGGUGGUUCAGUAGAAAUUGCUGACUACUGCCCUUUCAGUCAGGAAUUCAGUUGGCAUUUAAGUGGUGAAUAUCAGCGCAGCUCAGAUUGUAGAGUAUUGGAAAAUCAACCAGACCUUUUUAAAAACUAUGGUGCUGAAAAGUAUGGACCUCAUUCAGUUUGUCUAAUUCAGAAAUCAGCAUUUGUCAUGGAAAAGUGUGAAAGGAAGCUGAGUUACCCAGACUGGGGGAGUGGAUGCUAUCAGGUUUCUUGUUCUCCACAAGGUCUGAAGGUUUGGGUUCAGGAUACUUCAUAUUUGUGUAGUCGGGCCGGGCAGGUCCUCCCCGUCAGUAUUCAGAUGAAUGGCUGGAUUCACGAUGGAAACUUGCUCUGCCCAUCAUGUUGGGACUUCUGUGAGCUCUGUCCCCCAGAAACAGAUCCUCCAACUACUAACUUGACCCGAGCUCUACCCCUAGAUCUCUGUUCCUGUUCCUCUAGCCCAGUGGUUACACUUUGGCUUCUGCUAGGCAAUCUAUUUCCUCUGCUGGCUGGAUUUCUUCUGUGCGUAUGGCAUUAGGAAUGGAAAAGUGAAUUCUGAAGACAUUCCUUUGUGUCAUGUUCCUCUGAACAAAGCACAAAAUCUGGGCGAGUGCCAGCCUAUACAGAUGGCAGAAGUGGCAUUCCUGACUUUGGCUUGGAAGUGUUGACCAUAAUCAGAUCUUGAAGCAGAGCUUCACAGCAAUCACGCCUCAUCAGCAACCCAACAGCCUCAAAGUUUGGAGAAGGAGGAGGAAUUCCAAAUCACCAAGUCUCUUUAUUUUUCAGGAUAAAUACUCUUCUUGAAGUUUUCCUUUGAAAAUGGGAUAAUAGGUGAAAAAUUCAGUUAUUGCAUACCUCAGCAUCUUUAUUAACCUAAAACAAUGGGAAGGUUCAUCACUGCUGCAAUAAUUUAAAGAACAGCUAAUCAUUGCAAGGUUAUAAGUUGUGGACCCUGUCCUCAAAAGUAUAAAUUGUCCUUUGACUUACAGAAAAUAACUUGAAUUGGGAUUUCUACAUCACUGUUAUACCUAUUUUGAGUUUAAUGACUGUAUAUGGUACACCUAAAUCAUUGUUCUCAUUGUUUUUUUUUUAAAUUAUGUUUUGCUAAAUCUUAUGAUUUAACCAUGCUAGCCUUUUCAAACCAGCUGUGUGGCAGUUUCCUGCUGAACCAUUAGGUGUUGGUAGCUGUAUCUGUACUCAUUGAUCUUCAGAGAGUAGCUUCCAGUUGUAUUCUCCAUUAGUUUAAUAAUGACUUGAAAAACUGGGAAGCAGAGAGAGAAAAAUACUCUGCCCUGUGAAAACAUUGAAGACAUGCAAAUAAAAGAAAACCUAAUUGUAUGUUUUCCAGAUAAUAGUUAUGACAACUGCAAUCCAACAAAAAUAGAACUUUCCUUUUUGACCAAUGAAGAGAAAAAGAAAUUCUGGUAUAGACAGGUAUGCAGUAUUUUCAAGUGGGCUUAGGAGUUGUUACAGAAGAAUUUGACUAUCCGAACAUUAUUUUAUGUGUAAGAAGAAAAGAUAUAAGUCAAAACAAGAUGAUCUGAAUUGUUUAUAGCAAAGUGUAGGUUUCGUGUAGGGCCUAUCCAAUAGGGUCCACUUUACCACACAGGGUAUGGCUUAGUCCACAGAAGUCAGAAGGUUGCCUUUGCUUUAAAAGGAGGUAAUGUCUUUUACCUCUUGUAUUUGACACUCUUUCUGUCACCCAUAGAUUCUGGUCCCCAGAAGCAAUUCUGCUCUUGUACUAGAGCUGACCAACCCUACUUAGUAAACCCAAUUAGAAAAUCUUUAAUGAUGAAUGAUGCCCAGUUUUUCUCUCUAAAGCUAAUGAAGUCCUGUGGCAUUAGAAACAUAGCCCUUGGACAUGCAUUCAUUCAUUCACUGGUUGGCCCUUUAAUUCAGCAUACAGUUAUUGAGCACUCAGUUUAAGAAACUGCUAAGUGAACAAACAGCAUAAUUACUAAGGAGUAAUUCCAACUUAUUGUUUGGCACUGGAGCCAAACAGCAACUCCAGCAUAGAGGAGAGUCACCUUUUUUUAAAAAAAAUGCAUACAUUUAAAAUACUUAUUUGCCUACAAUUUUAAAUUGGAGGUAUUUGUCAUUGUGAAAAGCUGGGGGUCUCUAGCAUAGCCAGCCUCAGCUGAAGAAAAUCUAAUACCAAUGGUGUUUCUGCCUACGUUCUGCAUACUUUAAAUCAUGAAAAGUCAGAGAAAAAUGUAGAGUAUAUUUUUAAAGAAAGUUAUAAAAAUCUAAACUUAUAUACCCAAUGUGAUUAUGAAUCAUCCUGCAAAGUUGUACAAAGAAUUUCACGCAAAAUAAUAUGGAUUCAUAAUAUAUUUAAGACUCACAGUGAUAGGUUCAAUUAUAUUUUGACUGUUGUGCAGUAAUGCCAUUUAGGUAGUAUUGUUUCUGAGCAUGGUGCUUUUUAUACUUGAAAUAUAUUUUUGCUUUACUUUUUAUUGAUAUAAUUAUAUUUGCACUAAUGACUUUCUGAAGAAAAUAUUAUAGAUGACAUUUUUUCUAUAUAUAUAUAUUUGUUAAGCUUGGAAUCUGGUAGCCCAGUGUUUUCUCGGCACAAACGUAGAACCUGGUAAAGUAUGGUGUUAAGAAAUCUUGAGUUUUUGAGGGUAACUAACAGUGCUGGUGUCUUCCUUCCUCUUCAACAAGUCUUGAAAGUGGUUGCUUAUCACUGAUUCUGCAUAGUAUACUCAGUGAGGAUUUAGAAGGCCACUGAUAAAAUUCUAAAUUUCUAAAAAGAAGGAUUUUUAAAAUCUGAAAUUUCAAUGCAGAAUUAGCAGGCUAGAAUUAAGUUUUGAACUGAAGAACUUGAGAUGACCUAAAUUUCAAUAUCCUGUGGCGGGUAAUGCUCUUUAUGUUCACAAAACCAGUUCACUGAGAAAGAGACCAUGCAGACUGCAGCCAUGGUGGGAGUGAGGUGGGGCAGGGAAGGGGAAUGGGGAUAGCUGAUUUGAGGAUAGUAGACUGAAGUCCCUUUCUGACUCAAAAGGGUCAAGUCCUUAUAAAAACUGACUACCUCAGUUUUCAGUUCAGACUUAGGUUCAUUUUGAUAGUAAUUUUUUUCAAUUUAAAUAGUAUAUCAAUUUUAUUUUUUUUUACAUCUCUAUGGCUUUACAAUGGUGUGUUAGUUUCUGCUUUAUAAAAAAGUGAAUCAGUUAUACAAAGUUCCCAUAUCUCUUCCCUCUUGCGCCUCCCUCCCUCUCUCCCUCCCUAUCCCACCCCUCCAGGUGGUCACAAAGCACCGAGCUGAUCUCCCUGUGCUAUGUGGCUGCUUCCCACUAGCUAUCUACCUUACAUUUGGUAGUGUAUAUAUGUCCAUGCCUCUCUCUCACUUUGUCACAGCUCACCCUUCCUCCUCCCCCCCCAAUGUCAAAAUUAACAAGUGAAUUUGUCUCUCAGGUUUUCAAGAACAGAAUUUACAGGAAGGAAGCAAAAGCCUUGUCACUAGACUUGAGCUGAUAGCUUUAAAGAAACUGGAAAGCAGUUAGGUAGUCUUAAUGUAGAUCUGUCUGUAUUCUCCUGAAAAACAUCCUUUUCCCUUACUUAUUUCUUAAGGAUACUUAUUUUUGUUAAGAUCAACUAGGCAUUCUAAAAAUGUUAUAAAUUAUGCUUAAAAUUAGUUUCAGCCUAAUAUGUUGGUUUAGAGUUUAUCAAUAUUUGAAAGUGAAACAUUAAUGAAGUUUAAAUAGUUUUAGGAAGAUACAUACAUAAUUAUACCAGAGUAUUCCAUAAAAUUUUAUCAAUAUUCUCUUUAGUAUUAGAAGACUCACUGAUUGAGACCAUCUGUAAAAUGACUAGAUGCUUUCUCAGAAUCUUUCCAGCUCUAAUAUUCUGUGACUAAUGUUCAUGAAUAUUCAGAAUAUUCUAAUAUUCUGCAUGACUAAUUCAUGCAGAAUUUCUAGGUCACUGCUGGCUCUGACCCACCUCCUGGAGUAUGCCAGCUUACACACCAUGUUCAUCACAGUGUCCUGUGCUCAGUGCCUUAGCGCUGUCCUUGUCCUUGGACACUGAAUGGAGAGAGAAGAGCCCGUUUCUGCGGGCAUUUGAGUAGUCCUGGCAGGAGGAGAUGGACUUCAGUCACAGCCCCACAGACCUGUUUCACAGUUGGCACCAGUCAUCCGUGCCAUGUCCCUGCAGCCCAAGAGGACUAACAUAUUUUAAUAAAGUCUGUGCUACUCGUUCUGAAGAAAGAACUUACCUGAAAGGAUGACCUUUUUUUUUUUUUGACACAUUUAGUCAGGGUUGGGGAGGAAGUGGUGAAUUAUUUUCUUUUUGUUUACAUUUUUAAUAAAUAAAAUAGAUUUAAGAACUAAUCUUUAUUUAUGGUAUUUAACUUUAAGUGUAAUAUAUUACUUAGAAAAAACACAGCUUUAAUAAAAAUGGAAACUAAUCUGCAUCUUUUCUUUACUUAAUUAACACCAUCAAUUUUUUUAAACCUGGAUGAGGGAUACAAACACAGCCAUGCACUCUAUAUGGGGACGAUGAGGUGUUUAUUAUGAAACAUAAUUCAAUUUUUACUUUAAGUGGAGUAAAAUUGUCCUACUUAAAGAAUAGGGACAGGUCUUAUGUAAAGCUACAGGGAAUAACCCUCCUCAAAUAGUUAAGCAGGAAAGACAGCCGACUAAAACAAUUUAGGGCAGCUGUCUCUGGCUGGAGAUUAUUCCUGUCCCAUUUGUUCUGUGCUGUGGGCCAGGAGUCUCACCGCAGGACCGCUCUGCACAUUCAAGUACCACACUCCAUUUGGUAGCAGCAAGUAAAUUGUGGCUGUGGAGUGUGGAGCGUGAUUCUUCCUCAUAAACUGACUGUAGUUUGAGAGAACGUACCUGGGGCGUGCCUUCACCAUGUGCACUCAGAGCCAUCCUGCCCUGUGGCCUGGAGCCAAGCACUGUGAAAUGGACUGAGCACAGCUUCUGUGACCUACUUGCUGAGCUGAGAUCUUUGUGGGAAAUUUUAAUGAUAAUAUUUAGAUUUUUUAACAUUUUAAAUAUUUCAUGUAAGUAGCUAAAACUAUGUACAAUAAAUUACUUCAAGUAGUUGAAUAAAUUCAAUAUUAUUUGUACGCUGUACUGAAGACAAAGUGUCUAUGUCUCAUACAUUACCUGUUUAUACUACCUUUUGGUAUGUUCAUAGAAUAUAUCUUAUUUAAUAGGCGUCAAUACAUAAACGAGUCUUUUGUCAACAACUCUCUGGUAGAUACGUUGAAAUGGAGCGGUUUAUUUAAGUCAGCUUGUUAGUGUUCUGCCAGAAGUUUGUUCCUUAAUGUUUGAAAUAAACUGGACUUGUUUGGAGGUAGAAGUCCAAAUACACCAUCUGAUGUUCUGGUAGAUGACCA
Globicephala melas (long-finned pilot whale) is the source of this 6894-nucleotide messenger RNA. It is a transcript of the gene LMLN, whose product is annotated as leishmanolysin like peptidase. NCBI's taxonomy places the organism in Eukaryota, Metazoa, Chordata, Mammalia, Artiodactyla, Delphinidae. Gene Ontology annotation, biological process: proteolysis; cell adhesion. Gene Ontology annotation, molecular function: metalloendopeptidase activity. Gene Ontology annotation, cellular component: membrane; cytoplasm. The record is from RefSeq and is a predicted model, not a curated record.